UUAGUUCAAGCAACGUUUAAAGCGGAGGGAGCGCCCACGAAGUGACUUCCACGAUCAGAAAAUUAAUUUUGACCUAGGAAGUAAUCGUUAUAAUCUUCUUUAUUAUGUUCUUCCUUCCUCGCGUAUACUUCACACGGAACUAUGACUAGCGGUUGCAGCAAAUUGAAAAAAAGGCAGCAAUGUCUGUGGGAAACUCGGCCGUCCGGGACUCUAUGACCAAAAUCGAGGGUAGAGCGUCCACACAGACGACUUCAGUCCCCACCUCCGGCCUCAAAGCAAGCAAUCAGAGAAGGCAGAACGUAAAAGGAAGAGGUGGGAAAGAGCUGCAUCUUCUUCCGGCGUUGCAUUGUAGAGCGCAGGCGGAUCUGCGUCUCGAGGAGAGAAGGGGUUUGUGCCGCGCAAGGCUGUCAUGGCGACUAACAUCGAGCAAAUUUUUCGGUCUUUCGUCGUUACCAAGUUCCGGGAGAUCCAGGAGCAGCAAUUCGGCAGUGGAAAGCUAGGAAAUCAGCACAAUGGUGAAAUAAACACAUCUGGACAAGUAAACUCCUCAGAUGAUACAAUUCAAUCUAUAGAAAGUCUUCAGAAUGAUUCACUAGUGCAGAAGAUAGAACAAGUAUUAUCAGAAGUGUUGGGUACUGAGCCACGGUACAAAUCAGGGGAUGGAGAUGAUAUCGAAAGGAAUAAUUCACGUUCUAUUAAAAGAGGCUUAUCUGAAGAUGUGCAAGAUGAAAUUCCAAGGAAAAAGUCUAAGAAGGACAAGAAACACAAAGAUAAAAAGAAAAAGAAAAAACGAAAGAAGGAAAAAAAAGAAAAGUAUAAAAAACAUGCCAAAGAAACAGAUGUUCAGCAAAAAGAAUGUGGAGAUAUGCAACUUAUUUCUCAUUCAAAUCUAGAAAAUUCAGGUUUUCUCUUAAAUGCAGAAAAUGAUAUAGAUACCCAGUCUGGGUCUAUCUUGAAAGACGUUUCUCCUUUGAUUAAUGAAAAAACUGUAUAUGAAAAUCUAAAUUCAGCCAUGUUGAAUAAUAUGUUUAGUUCAGAUACCAGCAAACUGGAUAUAUCUGAAGAAGAUUCUACUUUGAUAAGUAUUCAGGAGGUCAGUGAAGUCAAGAUUACAGAUGAAAAAGAAUUGGAAGAUGACAGUUACCAUCCUAAUGUAACUGUAACUAUAUGCCCAGAGGAUAAAUAUUUAAGUGAAACUGUUUGCACAGUUGUAGAAGGAGUAUCAGAUAUAAAAGAAGUAGAACAACCUAAGUUAAUAUUGGAGGCAACAGAUCAAGAAUACAUUCCUGAAAGCAGUCCAUUUUGUGUAAGAGGGGAGCCAGAACAUUUGGAAACCAGGCUGGAAUCUACUGCAAUGAAAGUAACCUGUAUAAAUUCAGUCACAGAGUCUGCGACUUCGAAAAAUUUGAAAGAAACAGUAUCCACAUCCUUUGAACCAGCUGGCUAUAAAUUAACAACCCUCCCUUUGGAAUCAAAUGCAGAAGCUAAAGAGUCAGUAACAACUUUGGGAUUUUUAGCUAUGGUGGUAGGAAAAGAUUUUGAAGCAACUUCAGAAUUUUUAAAUACUGCAAAAGUGAAAGCUUCAGAAAGAAGUCCGAAGCAUUCCGGUAGAAAAGGUGAUUCAGUUCACGAGUCUGAGAAAACUAUCACAGUGAAAGGUUUGCACAAACCACAACAGUUUGGAACAGAAGGGAAAGAUUUGGAAACUGCUCCAGAAGCUGUCCAUGCAGCCCCUGAAAAAGAUUCUGAACUAGCUGUGGUAGUUCAGCUGAAACCUCAGCAAGAAAUUUCAGAAUUUGAUGUUCAAAAAUAUAAUAGAGCAAGCCUUGGUGCAGAGAUUCCGAAAGAGAUGAAAGAAUUGAGAGAAACUCCUACUCUCAUGACAGGACUGAGUGAAUCAGAAAAAAAUGCAGGAUAUCUUCCAAUCCAAAAAAAUGCAAAAGAUUUGCAAAGAGCACCACUAUUAGAAAAUAUGACUAGAGUAGAUUCAGAAGAACAUCUCUCAGUUGUAGUGUUGGAAACAACGAAUUUAGAGGUUAAUACUGGUUUUACGGAAAUUGACAAAAAAUAUUUAAAAGCAAAAUCUGCUGGUGUAAUAGAAUCAGAAAAUUGGAAACCUGCUCCAGAAUCUUUUAAAGCAAAGAAUUUAGAGUGCAUCCAGGAAUUUGAGAAGGCUGAACAGAUUAAUUAUUUGGAAACCUCAUUAGAAACUGUAAUAGAAAAUAGAGGAAACUCUGAAAUCAUCCAACACUCUCUGGCACUGUUUAAUGUGAAAGUUCCUGAAAAUGCUUCACAAUUAAAAGAGGUGAAUGUUGCAGAAACAAUAAUACAAACACAGGUUGGGAAAACACAGAAUUUGGAAAGUUCAAAAUCUGUAGCUCUAAGAAAUAAGGAAAACAAGAAUGAAGAGAAAUUGAAAAAUAUUCCGGAAACUUUGAUGAUUGUAAACAAUUUAGAAAAUUCCUCUUCACAGUGCAUAGAAGAAAUUAAAAUAGUGAAGGAAACUUCACAGUCUGAUAUGGAGGCACAAAAAAAAGAUUUCAAAAUUGGUCUUGAGCCUGAAGAGGAGAGAGAAGAGAGAGAAGUGGAUGCUGGUUCAGGAUCUCUGCAGAUGAUAUUUGCAAACUAUUCAGAACAUAGUCUAGAACUUUAUACAGAAACUAAAGGUAUGACAGAGUUGAAAAAUACAGAAGCAGUGUUGAAAUCAUUGCAUAAAUCGAAUACUGACAAUUUUGAACCACCGUGUGCCAAGGAAAUCAAAUACGUUAAAAGUACAGAAUCUGGAGCAGUGACUGAAGCAAAUGAUUUGCAAGAAAACUUAAAACCAUUGCACAAACAUGUAAAAAAUGUGGAAGCUGCAUCAAAAUCAAUUACAUUACCAACUGUGACAUACACGGAAACAUUAGAAGGUACUUCCAAUAGGAAACAAAGUGAAACCGAAUCUCAUUUUGUGCAAGAAAUAGAACAGAAAUGUUUUGAUUCCACUGUAAAGAAGAAAAGUAGUGGAGAUACAACGGAUUUGGGACUUAUAGCAAGAAGUAAAGAAGUAAUUGAAACAAACUCCAGUAAAAUAGAAGAAAGUGAGUUGUUAGGUAAGAGUCAAGAUCCAUUAUUCGUUUCAAAAUCAUUGCAUGAAAUUGAUGUAAUAAGUUCUGAAAAAAAUAAUCAAGAAUUUAAAGGAAUAGCAGCAGUACAAGACUUAAAAGAACCUGGAAAAUCUUUGGCAGCUGCAAUUGAUCCUAGGGAAUUUUUACAAUUGAAGAAUUUAGUAUUAGUUGAGUCAAAAGAUGAUUUUCCAGUUGGCAGUACUGUGAAACAAUUUGAAUCAGUUUCAGAAUCUCUUGAACAAAAUCAAGAACAAUUAGAGCACACAAAGACUCAAAUUAGAAAAGAAUGUUUAGAUUCUGUGCCUGAUUUAGGUGUUAAAUGUGCAAGAACAAGCCCAGAGAUUCUAUAUUCAGAUGAAUUUAAUAUUCAGGAGAACAAGAAAUUGGAAAAACAAAUAGAAACAACAGGAUUAAUGGAAGCACCAGAAUCUCUACAUUUGUCAGAGAGAGAUCUGAUUGUUCCAACUUUUGAUUCUGGAACUAAAGUUUCAGAAUAUGGUCCAGAAACUGCGUACUUGACAAAAACAAAUUCAAAGACCAUCCCAAAAUCUUAUGAAAUUCAAGUGAAAGAUUCAAAAACAACUUCAGAAUCUAAAAUGAUAAAUGUAAAAGACUUGAACAUUGAUUCAGAACCUUUGCUUCAAGCAGGUGUAGAAAUUAAAGAAUAUAUUCCGGGAUGUAAAUCAGUGCUAUCAUCAGAGAGUAUGAUAUUUACAGCAGAAACUCCCCGAAAAAAUGAAAUGCUUCCAGAAUCAAAUUUGCAAAAAUCAAAUACAGUACUCAGAAGUGAAGGAUUGACAUACGAACAUUUGAAAACACCUCCAGCAUCUGUAUAUGUAAUAGAUACUGAAGAUUUAGAAAUACCUCCCAAGUCUAAAGAAUUGGACGUAAUAGAAAAGCAAGGUGUUCUAACAUCUCUAUUUGCAUCAGUGGAAUCUACAGAUGUAUCAGAAGAAAGUUUUGAACAUAAUUACAAAACAAAUGUAAAGAAGGUAGAAGCAAGUCAGAAGUCAAUUAAUGUAGAGUCUGUGGGUAAAGAAAAGAUGAAUGAUGAAUCUGUCCAGCCAUUUAAUGAAAAUGAUGCAAAUGUAUCAAAACCAUAUUUGUCUUCAAAUCAUGCUGUAAGGGCACAAAUUAUAGAAGAUAGACUGUCAAUUGCUGACAAAGAAAGUGUUUCUGGAAUAACUUCAGAAUCAGGGACAGAAUUAGUAUUAAAACGUUCUGGAGUUUCUGAAACUAUCACAGGUCAAGAGAGAGAGAAGCUUGAUACACCUCUGCCUGAAUUUAUGAUGGAUUUGAAAGAAAGCCCUAAUAUUUUAGAUGCACAAGAGAUGAAGAAUUUAAAAGGUAUUCAGAGAGAAAAAUAUACUAAUUCUCUUUAUGUAUUAGAAUCCAGGGAUGCAGCUGAUGCUUCACAGUCUGGGUCUAAAGUUGAAAGACUAUCAGAAAUAAAAGAUCCAAUGGCUGCUUUAGUGCAAUUAAAGAAACCAGAAUUAACAUCUUCAGAAUCUGUUUCUACAUUGGAAGUAACUGACACAUCAAAAAUCCCAGAGCUCAAAACUACUCAAACAUAUUUAGGAGUAACUGGUUUCAAAUCUACUGACACAGCUGCAGAGAGUUGUCCACUAGAAAUCAUUGACUCUGACACACAAAUACAACCAGAAAACAUUUUGGGAGUAAAAAAUUUUGAAUCUGUUUCAGAAAUCAAAUAUGGGCUAGGAACACAUCCAUUCAAAAUUGCUUCAGAAUCUGAAAAAGUGACACAAGACCAGCUUUCAAAAGCUAUUUCAGACAUAUUAUCUUCAGGCAAUAUAGAAAACCUGGAACAAAUUUUGAAAUAUAGACGUAACCAGGAAAGAAAAGAUUUAGAGUCUUCCCAGUUUGACAUCCCAGUGGCCAAAAAUUUAAAAGGAAGUCUUCCAUAUAAAGAAAUAAUAGGUAUUUCAGAGACGACUACUCAGUUUGCAAAAGCAACAGAUACAGGGUCAAAUAUAUUGACUAUAGUUCCAGAAACAACUGAAAAAUGUUCUGAAAUAUUUCUGGAAAGUGUAAAUAUGUCAGAUAUACAGGCUACAAAUACAAAUGUAGAACUAGACAAUUUAAUAAAGAAAUCACCUGACAUUUCUACAGAUACUAAUAAAUCAAAUUCAGGAUUUAUAGAUAUAGUGGAAUUGAAAUGUAACAAUGCUGCAGAAUCUGUACACAUGAAACAACUGGAAGAUUCUGAAGCAGUUGCUGUAUGCAAGUCUGUCAUUGAAAUAAAAAAUAUCCAAGCUGAUGUACAAACAUCAGAAGAGAAAGAGCAAAUGGAUUUUCAGAAACUCUCAAAAUCAGUGUUACCUUUAGACAUUCAGAAUUUGGAAAGAAACUCAAGUUUGCCACAACAAAAGAUAUUAGAAAUAUCUCUAGAACCUGCUAAAGAUUUUGUAUCCGUUUCUGAAUGUUCAAGUACAAAGAAUACGGAACAGAAUUUAAAAAGUGGAUUUGUGGCAAAAGCAAAAGCUCAGGAAUCAACUGUAGAAGAUGUGAUACCAACGCGAGAUAAGAGUGCAGAAAUACCACAGUUAUCUUUGGAAAUGAAAGAUUCAGAAGUAACCUUAGAAUCUGUAGGUGUGGCAAACAGAAAAGACUUAGAUGUACAGACUUCUUCAAAGGAACAAACAACUAUAAAACCUCUCUGUAUUGCAAUAGAAGACAAUGUAGAAGUUAAUCAACUGGAAACUAUUGUGCUGGAAGAUUCAGGAGAAGCUGUAAAGCAUGUGCACGUGGCAGAGAAAGAAGAUACCAAAAUGGGAGAAUGCAUUGAGGCAAAAAAGUCAGAAAUAGCUGUUGAAUCUGAGGUUAUAGUAAAGGAUAAAAACUUGGAAGUUUCUCUUCAGGACUCUUCAAAAUAUCAAGAUUCAAAUGCUUCUCUGAAUUCUUCAGACAUACUUAAGGAAAGUGAAGUGAGUAAUUUAAAAGACAAAAAAAGUGAAAAAAUAAGUAGUAAAAGUAAAGAUAAAAGUAAAAGUGGAAAAAAAGCAAAAAAAAGCAGAUCAAAAUCUCCUUCCAAGUCAAAGAAACGUAAAAAGAAGUCUAGAUCACGUUCUACCUCUAGACAAGUAUCUAGAAGAGCACGUUCUAGAAGCAAAAAUGAUUCCAGUUCCAAGAAGCAUUCUACUUCACGCCAUAAGUCUAGAUCCAAAUCUGUUGAUAAAAAAGAAAAAGAAUCUUCAUUAAGAUCUAGACGAAGACGUUCACGGACCUCUGAUCGUGUUAAAUCUAGAUCUAAAUCUCCUGAUAGAAGAGAAACUUCAAUAAGAUCAAGACGUAGACGAUCUAGAUCUUCUAAUCACAAGUCUAGAUCGAGAUCAGUUGAAAAAGAAUCAGCUAGGAGAAGACGAAGAUUAUCCAGGUCUUCUGACAAUCGCAGGUCUAGAUCAAGAUCAGUUGAUAGAAGAGAGAUUUUGACAAGAUCAAGGAGGAGGCGGUCCAGAUCUUCUGACCAUCAUAAAUCUAGAUCACGGUCAAGUGACAAAAGAGAGACCUCUGUGAGAACAAGGCGAAGGCGAUCUCAGUCUUCUGAUCGUUGCAGAUCUAGAUCUAAAUCUUUUGACAGAAGAGACUCUUCAGUAAGAACAAGGCGAAGGCGAUCUAGAUCUUCUGAUAACCUCAAAUCUAGGUCAAGAUCUCCUGAUGACAAGAGAGAACCUUCAGUGAGAAGAAGGGGGAGAAGAUCAAGGACCCCUGAAACCCGCAAAUCUAGGUCUAGAUCUGUUGACAGACGGGAGAUUUCAGGGAGAGGAAGGCGAAGGCGGUCAAGAUCCUCUGAUAAUCGUAAGUCAAGAUCCAGAUCAGUUGAGAAAAGAGAGAGUUCAGUGAGGGUAAGGCGAAGGCGAUCCAGGUCUUCUGAUAACCGCAGAUCAAAGUCCAAAUCUGCUGACAAAAGGGAGAUUUCAGUGAGGACGAAACGAAGGCGGUCUGUGUCCUCUGAUCGCAAAUCUAGAUCCAGAUCUGUUGAUAAAAGAGAGACUUCAGCUAGAACAAAAAGGAGACGUUCUAGGUCUUCUGAUAAUCACAAAUCUAGAUCCAAAUCUGUUGAGCACAUAGAAACAGCAGCAAAGUCAAAAAGAAGGCGAUCUAAAUCUACUGAUCAUAAGUCCAGAACAAAAUCAGUUGAAAAGGGGGAGUCGACCUUAAAUUCUAGACAUAGACGAUCUAAAUCAUCAGAUCGGCCAAAAUCUAAAUCAAAAUCUAGAUCAAAGUCUUCUGAAAGAAGGAAAGACAAAGAUUCUGUAGAUGGAUCAAGAGGAAAACGUUCUAAAUACAGAUCAAAGUCAAAGUCCCUUGAGAAAACAGAUGGAACUGAGUCUUUGGAAGCAACUUUGAAUAAUCGAGAAAAAUCACCUGAGCAGCAGAAAUCUAGGUCUAGGUCUAAAUCUAUAGAUAAAACAGGAGAGAGAGAACGCUCAAGAAGAUCAAGAAGUAAAGGUUCCAAGUCUUCAGAAUCGAGGUCUCGUAGACGUAGAACAGUAUCAAGGUCUAGAAGAAAUCGUUCACAAUCAUUAACACAGAAGAGAACAAGAUCUAAAUCUAAUCAUCGAUCACAGUCACGCUCUCGAACUCGUUCACAAUCAUGUUCAAGACGUUGGAGGAGGACUAGGUCAAGAUCGGUAUCAAGACAGCGAUCUUUGUCAAGGAAAAGACAAAGACGAUCUCGGAGAAAUCGAUCAAGAUCAACUGACAGGAGAAGAAGAAGAUCUGAUUCAAGAGACAGUUAUAGAAUAUCUCUCAGGUUACGGUCCAGAAGCCGAACACCUGUCCGUCUGAGGUCUACAGGAAGAAGAAGAAGUGCUAGUAAGUCACCUGAUCAUCGACGAUCUAGAUCUUCAAGCAGAUCACCAAAACGUCUCACUGACUUGGAUAAGGCACAAUUACUUGAAAUAGCCAAGGCAAAUGCAGCAGCAAUGUGUGCUAAGGCUGGUGUUCCACUCCCACCAAGUCUGAUGCCAGUUAUAACUCCAGAAAAGAAGGAAGAGAAAGUUACUCAAAAAUCAGCAAAAGAAACAAUAUUAGAACUGACUGAGAAAUGCAAGAAGAUUGCCCAAAGCCAGGAAGAUGAUGUCAUUGUAAAUAAGCCUCAUGUUUCUGAUGAAGAAGAGGAGGAACAUCCUUUUAUCAAUCAUCCCUUUAAGCUGAAUGAGCCCAAGCCUAUUUUUUUCAAUUUAAGUACUCCUACAAUAAAACCAACACCUCCAAAAAAUCAGGUAACUCUGACAAAAGAGUUUCCAGUUUCUUCAGGAUCUCAACACAGGAAAAAAGAAGCAGAUAGUGCAUAUGGGGAAUGGGUUCCAGUUGAGAAGAACAAGGAUGAGAACAAGGAUGAUGUGUUUCCCAAUCCAGCCAGCUUGGAGCCUGUGGACAUCUCAUCAGCAUUGACUGAACGGACGAUAGCCCAAAAGAGACUUACAGAAAAUACAUUUGAUCUGGAGGCAAUGUGCUUGUUAAAUCGUGCACAAGAACGGAUUGAUGCCUGGGCUGAGCUGAAUUCUAUACCAGGCCAUUUUACGGGCACUACUGGAGCACAGGUCUUGACUUCUGAACAGUUAUCCAACAGCGGUCCCCAAGCCUGGGUUAAAAAGGACCUAGAUUUCAUCUGGAGGGACUGACAGCGCUGAUCUUACACGAUUGCUGCAAUGAACAGGAAAGCCGACCAGGAAUUCCCAGGUGAAAAAUGUAUAGGAGAAAGCAUAGUACUUCAUAAUGGUAUGAUAUAACAAUAAUCUUCCCUUACUUCAGAAAUCAGUACCUGCCAAUAUUACUCUCUCCUGAAAGCAAUGCAAGAUCCUCCAACAAAGUAAGCAUGUGUGUAAUACAAAACAAUUGGGGAGGGGGCACUUAAGAACAGGAUCGAUAUAUAUAGACUUCUCAGAUUUGCAAAAGUUGGAAUACUGCUGAUUUUGGACCUUCCUAGGAGCUUUAAACCCAUACCACUAUAUUAAAUACCACUAUAUUAAAUCAAUAUAAUAAUAAAAUGCACUUUAUUUUACCUGCAACUUAAAAGCACACAGGACUAUAAUUAGUGAUUUCAUCUAAGGGUUAAUGUGUUCUGUCAUGGAAGUAAUGAUCUGAUUUCUGUUGAUAAUAUGCUUCGGAGCAAGGCUUCUUAUUUCUAUAGAAACAUUUUUAGAAGCACGUGAUCUGCCUUUUAGCACUCUGGAAGCAUUUUUCAAUGGUAGAUUCCUGAUGUUGUGGACACUGUAGCUACAGAAUGCAGAUUAGAAAAAAUGGAUUGUAUGUCCUGAAUUCAGAUACAAGAAUGAGCUAGAUAUAGUUCCAGUAAUUGGAAAUUAGAAUUUCAGCUCCAUUUGCAAUUCUUUUUUCUAUAUUAUUCUGGUCCUUUAUCAUCUUAGUAGCCUUGAUAUUCUGCAUUUCAAAUAAAAUAAAAUACUCUGCACACACAAACACACAUAGCAGUUUCAGCAUGCGAGUUUUUGUCAUACCCAAUUUAGCUGCAAUGUCCAUAUUACUUUUUCCUUCAUUUUAUAUUGCUCCUUAUUAUUUAGCAUAUUGCUAUUACUUCAUAGCGAUAGGUAUAAAGGCACUCUGGCAACUUUACUCUCCCGAUCCCCCAAUCAUGUUUGUGUCCAUUUCGAAGUAAAAAUCAUGAAGACCACUGUCUCUUACAUUUGGCCAUAAGAAAUGUUGUUUACUGUAUGUGAGAAAUAUGGAUUUGGUACAAUAAUAUUUAAAUACUUAACAUUGGUUUAAGUAAAGUUUCAUUUCUAAGUAAUUACAAAGUUUGCAGAAAUAGUCAGUGGCAGACAUGGUCUGCUCACUGUAGUCCGUUCUGUGUUUUUCUUAUAGGUAUUCACCCUUGCACCCAGGAUUGGGUCUUGGCGUUCCCAUUUGUGUGGGCUUUUCUUGGCAUUGAAUGAAUCUGGUAAAUUGUGAUUUCUUACCUCUUUCGUUCCUAACUAUCCCUGCACCAGUCUGAAUAUCAUUUUUUCCCCCCAUUACAGUGGUGUUGAAUACUUCCUUUAUCAGGCGUUCUUACUGCUAGGUGCUUUUAUUAGAUUUCAUUUGCUUGUCCUGUAAACUAGACCUGUCAGCCUUUUUUUACAAUAGGAAGAAGAAAUGGCUUGCCCUAGCUAGUGACAAGAAUUUUACUACUUCACUAAGACUUGUUUAAUAUAGGGUGAUUUAAAGAAUCACAAAUGACCAAUUGCCAUAGAAGCAAUAUAGGGUCAGAGCAAAACAAAUAAUUCAAAUUUUAAAAACUUUUACGUGUUUCCCAUAUUAUUUGUUGACUUUAUAGUUGUGUAUUUCAAUAAUAACCAAUCUUGAUUUAUUGUACCUUUGUACUGGAAAAUAUAUUAAUAGUAUUGUAGAUUUAGUUCCUCCAUAUUGUGAAAUAACAUGGUCACAAUGUAAUGUUAUUUCAAGUACUUGUUCAACUUUCGGAUAGUGCUUGUUUAGCAUUGCAAAUAAAAUAUCAGAGUAUUACAUGUAUAUACUUAACAGGCAUUUUAUUUUAGCCAGUUUUUACUAGCCAAGUGGUUUCCCGAGCAAGAUAUCUACAGGCUGGAAUAGAUAGGACUUGUUUAAAGUAUCUGCAGGGUGUGAGGUUGGAAAUAGCUCGUAUAAUUUUCUCAUGUAGAUGAAUCGGAGUGUUUUGUAUUUGACAUAAACUACUAUUAGAUAUAAUUUGCAGGGAUAUAAAGGCUUAUGGGGGUAAUCCAUAACUCAUGAAUUAAAAAAGCCUGGAGUGCUUGACAAGGAGUUGUAAUGUGCAAUCCAAGAACAACAAAAGAAAUAUUAAGAUUCCCCUUAGAAACCAUAAACUUCAGUACCUAAGUAAGCAUUGAUUCCAUUAUUUAUUUACGGAUAAAAAGGAUUUUAGGACAUUAGACAAAAACUUGUUCUUUUUCCACUGGACUUUGGCACAUAUAUUUCCCUUUGAGUUCUGUCAUUGAAUUCUACAACUGGAUAACCUGUGAACAUAGUGUUAUAAUCAACUUGUUGAGCAAUUAGAAAACAGUACUUCAAAAAUGUACUGUACUUCAGUUGUUGUUUUUUUUUCCCAAAAAAAAAAAAAACCCUCCAAGUUAUAUC
This is a messenger RNA of Crotalus tigris (Tiger rattlesnake), 11201 nucleotides long. It is a transcript of the gene SON, whose product is annotated as SON DNA and RNA binding protein. The coding region runs from base 410 to 8755 and encodes 2781 amino acids. The transcript is spliced from 9 exons. NCBI's taxonomy places the organism in Eukaryota, Metazoa, Chordata, Lepidosauria, Squamata, Viperidae. Gene Ontology annotation, molecular function: RNA binding. Gene Ontology annotation, biological process: regulation of mRNA splicing, via spliceosome; regulation of cell cycle. The record is from RefSeq and is a predicted model, not a curated record.